Molecule: messenger RNA, 1408 nt
Organism: Anoplopoma fimbria (sablefish)
Lineage: Eukaryota; Metazoa; Chordata; Actinopteri; Perciformes; Anoplopomatidae
Gene: rdh12l
Product: retinol dehydrogenase 12, like
Exons: 7
Coding region: 120-1016 (298 amino acids)
Source: RefSeq, a predicted model, not a curated record
UCAACCUGACGCCUUCUUAAGACUUCUGUGACUGCUGUGCUGUUAAAACUGAGAUAUAAUAUCAGUUUUUUAGUUAGUUGAUACAUCAGAUAACCACCUGACUGCUUUACUAAAGAAAGAUGGACGCAUUAAGAAGCAUCUUCCGGGCUGCCUGGUCCUCUGCAGAGAGGCUGGAGGACAAAACUGUUAUCAUCACCGGGGCCAACACUGGGAUUGGCAAGGAGACAGCCAUUGACCUGGCCAAGAGAGGGGCAAAGGUCAUCAUGGCAUGCAGGGAUAUGGAGCGAGGAGAGGCCGCUGUGAAAGAAGUCACUGAAAUCUCAGGCAGCGAAAAUGUUGUUUGCAUGAAACUCGACUUGGCAGAUACCAAGUCGAUUAGAGAAUUCGCUGAAGCCAUCAACAAAGGAGAGCCAAAGCUCAACAUCCUCAUCAACAACGCCGGUGUGAUGGUUUGUCCUUACGGGAAAACAACUGACGGCUUUGAGAUGCAGAUCGGUGUCAAUCACUUUGGUCACUUCCUGUUGACACAUUUGCUGAUCGACCUGAUUAAAAGAUCGGCCCCGGCCAGGAUUAUCACGGUGUCCUCCAUGGCUCACUCCUGGGGCUCCAUCAAUCUCGAAGACAUCAACAGCGAGAAGGGCUACGACAAGAAGGCAGCCUACUCUCAGAGCAAGCUGGCCAACGUCCUCUUCACCCGCACGUUGGCUAAGAAACUAGAAGGCACAGGCGUGACGACGUAUUCUCUCCACCCUGGAGUCGUCCAGACGGAUUUGUGGCGUCACCUGAGCGGCCCUCAGCAGUUUGCCAUGAAGAUAGUCAGUCCGUUCACCAAAAACUCCUCCCAGGGAGCUCAGACGAGCAUCUACUGCGCAGUGGAACCGUCGCUGGUGAAAGAGAGCGGUGGAUACUACAGCGACUGCGCUCCUGCCAACUGCUCGGCUGCUGGUAAAGACGACGUCCUGGCGCAGAAGUUGUGGGACUUGAGCUGUCAGUUGCUAUCGGUAACGUGGGAAUAAAUCAACAUGGAUUCAAAAUACAAUCCCUCAGAUCACAGUGAUUUCUUUGCAAUAUAUUACACUGCAUUGUCAAAUCAUUAUCUCGAUAUGGGGUUUUUUCCAGCACUUUUUAUGUGUUUAAUUACAAACUAAUAUACUAAUUACACAUAACACUCAUGGCACUAUUUUUAAUAAAGAAAAUACUAAUUAUAUGAUUGAACAUAUAUAAAGAUUAAGAUUCUAAUUUACAAAAUUAUCACUAUCUUAAAUACUUUUCUAUACCUUUUUUAAUAGCUUUGUAGUGGAGAUUCGAAUAUAAUCGUGGAAUAAUUCCUAAAAUGUGUAAACAGGUUUUUCUUCAUGUCACUAAUGUUUUUCUGUAUUGUUUGGCAUUAAACCAAGUGUUACACUCC